GGCCGACCCAACGAGAGCCUCGCCCUCUGCAUCAUCCUCAAGACAUCGCUAUCCGGCUCCCAACAAAGCAGGCGUGCGAUUUCACUGCGUUUGCGGGCCCUUCCUCGUCAUGAGCGUACAGUACCAGACCUUCACGCCCCCUCAUCUCUUGAACAACAACCGCCGCUCUCCCACCCGCAACCUCUUCGCCCCCACGCCCGCAAUGACAGGCCGCAAGCGGAAAGCCGAGGACGAUGGCAGCGCCGGAGACGACGACCGCAUGAGUGCAUCGCCAUCCACAUCGCCCGCCGUACUCCCACGACCUGCGCCGCGAGGCAUGAAGCGCAUGCGAACCAACAUCUCAGGCCGACCCCUCCCCCUGCCUCGCCUCCUCGAGACCCUGAGCCCCGACGAGAUGCGCAACCUCCUGCAGUCCAUCUGCCAGCGCCACCCUGACAUCGGCAACGAGGUUGUCACCACCGCGCCGCGGCCAAGCAUACAGUCAACAUUGGAGGUUCUGUCAAAGUACGAGGCGGCGUUUCAGGCUGCCUUCCCCUUUGGCGGCCGUGCGUCGUCCGACUACGCAUACAACCGGGUGCGGCAACAGCUUGACGAAUUGCUCGACUCGCUCAAAGACUUCACACCUCACUUCCUUCCACCCCACGAACAUCAACCCGCUACAUCACUCGCCUUCCUUGACGGCGCCACUGAGAUCAUCCAUCGCUUACCCAACUGGGACACCUAUCAACACAACCGACACAAGCAGGAGGCAUACGAGGAAAUGGCAAAAGCGUGGGCGAUAGUCAUCCAGGAGGCAGCGAAGAAGGCGGGCGGCAUACAGCUCCAAUAUGGCGGAUGGGACCAGAAGAUUGCGAAGCACAAUGAGAUUUCGGGCGGAAAGAUGCAGGAAGCAGUCAACGAGCUACGUGGAGGUCUCGGCUGGAUGGGCACAGAGACGCCCAACCCUGCUGCAGGCGGGUCCAACGAUGCCAUGUCCAUUCGCCAACAGUUGUUGAGUGGAAACUAUGGGACCGGCUCUCCCGCAAGCAUAGGUGCAUGGUAGAUCGACAACUACCAGGCACUAGCUGUGCCGACAGCGAAGUGAACCCAGGCUUCUCUCCCUGAACACAUGGCUGCUUCUCUGGCAUCUAGCAACGCCUUACCCGACCAU
This is a messenger RNA of Alternaria alternata, 1150 nucleotides long. Its product is annotated as tethering factor for nuclear proteasome sts1. Gene Ontology annotation, biological process: proteasome localization; nuclear protein quality control by the ubiquitin-proteasome system. Gene Ontology annotation, cellular component: nucleus. NCBI's taxonomy places the organism in Eukaryota, Fungi, Ascomycota, Dothideomycetes, Pleosporales, Pleosporaceae. Bases 110 to 1042 code for a protein of 310 amino acids. The record is from RefSeq and is a predicted model, not a curated record. The transcript is spliced from 2 exons.